Molecule: messenger RNA, 14905 nt
Organism: Cinara cedri
Lineage: Eukaryota; Metazoa; Arthropoda; Insecta; Hemiptera; Aphididae
Source: the annotation of a GenBank genome assembly
AUAAAUUAGUGAUAGUAAAAAAUAACAUUCAUGAUAAUAAUUAUAUUUGUAUUAUAUUUCAAACCAUUCAUUUGUAAUUUGUGUACUUUGUUAUUUUCUAUGAUUUAUAAUUUGUUACAGUAUUUGACGUGCUCUAAUUUAUAGAAUUCAAUAUUUUUAUAUUUUUAUAAUAAGUAGCUAAUACAUAUUUUUUUUUUAUCAAGCUCAAACAUUUACUUAUAGAAAUAUUUUAUGGUAAGUUUGUGACUAUUUACAAUAGACUACUACAAAUAACAAUCAUAUAUGAAGCUAGACAUUUUCAUUAAAAUGUUCCAAUAUAACAUAAAUAUGAACAUUUCCAACAAUUAUCUCAUUUCAGUAAUGCAAACAAUGAAUUAUUUAGAUUUUAUUAUUUGAUAUUAUUUUAUACUAGGUAUCUAUUAAAGUUCUAUAUAGUACAUCAUCUAUAAAAUUAUUUUUUUUUUUAUGAAAAAUUUAACAAAAAAUUGUAUACAUUUAUGUGGAACUGAUUAGUCUAACCUAAAGGUACUAGAUUUUAAUUCUAUUUAUAAUUAUAAUAUUUACUAACUUUGUUGGCACAAUUUUUAAGUAAAUUAUUUUGGUGUGUUAAUAGAUAUUGUAUACAUUUUCAUUUUUUUAGUGUAAAAAAACAAAGUCUAAAUGGAAGAUUUUGAUGUACUUAGUUAUUGCCGUCAGCUACGUAGCUUAAAACCACCUCCAUAUGAAUGUCCAGUAGCUGAUUGUGACAAAGUAUAUACAAGUAUGACUGGUUUUCAAUAUCACCUUGCUCACAUUCAACAUAACAGUCCUAUACCCCCAUUGGAUUUGGGUGGAAAUGAACCAGCUAAACAAAUUGUUGCUGCUACUCCAGUUCCCAAUAAAGCCAAAAGUAUAAAUAAUUAAAAUAUUUUUUACAGAUAUUUAAAAUUCAUAAUUCUAUAAUACAGGUAAAAAAAAGAAAGGAAGAAGAGUAACAUUUACAACCCUUCCAAGAAUAAAUCAUCCUGAAAUUGUAGAACCAGUUACUCCUGUUCAUUUAUCAAAAACAUUAUGUGAAGUUGAAGUUUCUGAUAAUAAAGUUAUACGGUUUAAUGCUGAAGAUCAUUUACCACUUAUUUCAAAGGACGAAUACUUGAAACAAAAAAAAGAUAUUAAAACUCCCUAUAGAGUAUGUUAUUAUUUUAUAUUACUACCUAUAAUGUAAACCAUAUUUUAUUUGAUUUUUAGACAACUUCAAUUCUUUCUUCUUUAUCAAAAAGUAAAGAAGCCGUUCAAAAUUUACCACAAGCUGCAUUUAAAGAGGUUGAUAAUUAUGAUAUUCCUCAUGCUCCGCCCAUGCCCAAUUCAUAUAUAAGGUAUUUGAAACAAUAUAUAAUAUAAUAUAUAUAUAUAUAUAUAUAAUAUGCAUAAAUAACAUUUAAAUAUGUAUUAAUUCCUAUUUUCUUUGACCUCUACUCCGAUUUAUUUGAGGUUGGUAUUGAAAAUAUGUUUCGGUAUUAUUUUAUCUAGAUUUAUUGAAAAAUCAGUUGAAGAAUUGGAUACUGAGGUAGAAUAUGAUAUGGACGAAGAAGAUGCUGCCUGGCUACAAAUUAUGAAUGAACGGAGAGUAGAAUCAGGUUUGACAGAAAUAUCGAUUGAAUCUUUUGAGCUUUUAAUGGAUCGUUUAGAAAAAGAAUCAUAUUUUCUUGUGGUAUGUUAUUUAUUUUAUUGUUUAAAUUGUUGUUAAAUAAAAUUUUUACUUGUAAAUUAAUUAUUUAGCAAAUGAACAAAGAAAUAGAUAGUAGUUUGGCAGUUAUUGACGAUGAAGCUGUUUGUUCAAUAUGUUUGGAUGGAGAAUGUCAAAAUUCAAAUGUUAUUUUAUUUUGCGACAUGUGCAACCUUGCUGUCCAUCAAGAUUGCUAUGGUGUUCCGUAUAUACCCGAAGGACAAUGGCUAUGUCGGUAAGUGUUAAAUGAAGUAUUACAUUAUAUAGGAUAUAUAAAUUGGUUUACAUUGUUUGUAUACAUUUGUUUGAUGAAUUUUUAACUAAUAUAUUUCAUUUAAGUCGAUGUCUCCACUCGCCAUCAUGUAUGGUUGACUGUGUAUUAUGCCCCAACAAUUGUGGUGCAUUCAAGCAAACUGAUCGAGGAUUAUGGGCUCAUGUUGUUUGUGCACUGUGGAUACCAGAAGUUAGGUUUGCUAACACUGUAAGUCAAAUUGUAUAAAAAUAUUUGUUGAUAUUUAUUUUAAAAUAAUAUUUCUAAUUUGAUGUAUCUGAUAUAGGUUUUUUUAGAACCAAUAGACAGUGUUGAAACGAUUCCUACAGCUAGAUGGAAAUUAACGUGCUAUAUUUGUAAAGAGCGCGGGGUGGGUGCAUGUAUUCAAUGUCAUAAAACAAGUUGCUAUGCAGCAUUUCAUGUUACCUGUGCUCAACAAGCUGGCCUGUACAUGAAAAUGGAGACUAUAUCUAAUGAUAUUUCAUCAAUCGGUAAUCAUAUUUUUAAUUUAAUAAAUAUUUUUUUAAUAUUAAUUAUAAUUUUUAGGCGAUACUGAACCGGGUACAGUAUUAGUUCAAAAAAUUGCAUUUUGUGAUGCACAUUCACCUGCAGAUUAUUUAGCAGAAAGCCGUGGACGACAAUCGCCUGGGGAAAAAUUAAACAAUGCUAGACGAGUUUUAGCUAAAAAACGUUCUGCUGCCCCAGUUAUAUCAAUACCUACAAUACCACCUGAAAGGUAAAAUAUGUAUUAUUUUAAAAUUGUUUCAUCAUAACAUGUAAUUUAAAUUUUUUAGGGUUACAGAAAUAGCAAACUUGUUGUCUACACCAAAAAAAGGUCAGUUUGUACAACGUUUAAUUGCUUAUUGGACGCUGAAAAGACAUUUUAGGAAUGGAGUCCCACUUUUGCGACGUUUACAAACUAGUCAAACAUCUAAUGUAUCACGGCGUGAAGAACCAAUUGCUACAAAUGGAAACGAAGACGAUCUUGUAAGUCCUUGAAUUAGUAAUUUUGAAUAUAAUGAAUAACGAUUUGAAUAUAGGGAAAUAUUUUUUAAAUUAAGUUAACUGUACAUAAAACAAAGAUAAAUCAACAAAAUAUUUUUCACUUAAAUUAUUAUUCUUAAUUUUUUUUUUUUUUUGUAUUGACUGAAUAAAUAUAUGCAUUAUUUUCUUGUUAUGAGGAAAUAAUCUCUUCAUUAGUACUUUCAUUAUAAUAUAUAUAUAUAUAUAUAUACUAAUAUGUUUAGUACUAUUUUUAAAGGGGGACUGUUAAAAUUUACUCAUUUUAAGUAAAAGGAUUGUAAAUGGAUGUUAGUUUCUUACAAAAUACUUGAUAAAAAAUCAUGUUAAAUUUUUUUGUUUAAUUUUUAUUUAGUAUAUUGUCACUGAGUAAUACUUCCUUAUUUGAUAAUUUACAAAAAAUUAAAUUUUAAAAUAUUUGAAUUUGUUUGUCAUUGAGAAUUUUCAUAUAUCCAGAAAAUAUCAGUGUUUGAAUUGUUCAAUACAUAUAAUUAGGGCUAGAACUUAAUGAUCUAAAAUUCUUGAAAAAUAAAAAAAAAAAAAUAAUCAAUGCAUCAAAAAAUGACAUACAAAUUAAUAUUUUAUUUAAAUUAAAAAUAUAAUACUAAGAAUUUUUCAUCUUGCUUAAGAUAAAUAGUCUUUCUUUUUCUUAUUUUUUAUUUUUACUAAUUAAACUAAAAAUUAAAGAAAUUUAUAUUAAAAUUAGGUUCUUAAGCAUAUAAAUAUAAAAUUAUAAAUGUGUUCUUACCAUUAAAUUGUGUUAUAUUGAAUAAUAAAGUAUGGAUAAUAUUUCCAAACAAAAAAGCUCUGCAUUUGUCAGACAAGAGUUUUUAAACGCAGAAAGAAAAACUUUUUUCGCCUUUCACAGAUGUUAUUGGCGUAUAUUUAAAAUAAGUGAUGACGAUCUGCAGUCAUAUCCUCUGGCAGCCAUCUUUUGACAUUGUUUGUCCAUCCAAUAUAUUGUAAAUAAUUUGCAUUGUUUUAUUUUUUAUCCAAUAUUUUUUGUCAAAACAGUUUAAAAUUUAUUUUGAAUUUCACAAUUACAAUUUUUACAGUUAUAGAUCAGACUUAAAACAAAAAAAAAAUGCAAAAUGAAAUUUGUACCAUUGAAUUCUACAUGACAUAAAUCAAAUUUCUAUAAAAACGAGUCUCGAAUGUAAGCAUUAAAAUAAAAAAUGCAAAAGCAUCAAGUUCCGGACUUUACAUAUAAGUAAUAAGGACAGCAUCUCUUUUUGGAAGACCUCUUCAUGUCUUAACAUUUAUUUUAUAAUUUUAUAAUUUAUAUUCUUUACAAUAAAAUAUAUGGCUGUUAUCACAAUUAUCUACAGAUUUGAAUGAAAUAUAUUGUUCUGUACUUUGAAUAUUUGUAUAUGGUUGAACAAUUCCAAAAAGGUAGUGCUUGAUAUAAGCUCAACUUUUUCUGAAUCUAAAUGGCAAAUAAAUUAUAAACCAUCAAUUAUAUAGAAUUAUAGCAGUUUUAUAUAUUUGAACUUAUUUUCUUUCAUUUUAAAGACUGCCAUCCUGUGCAGAAAGCCUGUUUAAAUAAUUUGUGAGGUAGAGUUAAUAUUUUACAAUACAUUUUUUGAAUGAGUUGCAUUGAUUCGUAUAAAUAUAUUUAUGCAAUGCUGGUCAGAUAAAUUGGUUUGACUCUUGGUUCAUAUGUAUAUAUAAUUUUAAUAUUAUAAUUCUUGUAUGUUUUUGUAAUAAAAGAACUGUUUUUUAGUGUGUUAAAAAUUAUACUUAUUUGUGGUGGAUAUGAUUGGAUAAAAUUGAUGAAAUUAUUAGUUGUGAAUAUGUUACUGGCAAAAGUGUUGAAUAUAGAUAUUUUAUACCUUAAUUUAUUUGGCACUUUAUUAAUUUUUAAAGUUAUUUUAAAUUAUGUCUUGGCAAUAUAUACAAUUCCUAGGAUUUCUAUAGAAUGCCAUUGUUAUGUUAGAUAAAGUAUAAAGUAUAAAUAAUUUUAUGUAUAAAGUUUUAAAUUAAACAAGAAUAUGUUUAUUAUUUCAUUAUCUUACAUUUUUAUUAAUUUAUUGUUGCAUACAGAUGAUAUAACUUUCAGAAUUAUAUAAAAUAUUACACUAACACAUUUGUUGGUCUGAUGUUUUAUUUUACAUUUUUUUAUUAAAUAAAUGUUUGAAGUAUUCAAUAAUCGUGUAAUGUUAAAUUUUUUUUUUAUGAUCAUCUUUAAAAAGACAAAAUCUUCAUUUGUUUUAUCUACCUUUCUAACAGGUAAACAUAUAACAAAAAUGUGUCUUUGUAUAUCUAUUAGUACACAGGCCUUGUUAAUUACAUAGUUUUGAUUUUUGUGCCAUGACAUGAGAACUUGUACUGAUUAUUAAAUUGUAGAUUAUAGUUUGUUUUUAAUGUUUCUAUCAAAUCAAAUUGAUUUGUACUUGUAUUUGGAAAUUUUCCUUUAAAAAAAAAUCAUACAAAAUUGGCAAAUUUAGAUUUUUUUAAAAAAAAAGUUCUAUAGACAAUUAUUUAGUACAACUUCUGUUAUUUAUUUUUUCCACCAAAAUCGAGUUCACAAAUCUAUACUACUAAGUACGAAACCAUACCUUUGCUAUAUUGCCUUAACAACACUAAACAAACAGUGAUGGUAAAUGCAAGUUCCAUAUCCUCUUAAAGAAGUUUUAUCCGUAGGACAAAAUAUUUUCUGACCUAUUUAAUUUGGUAUAAAUAUUUUCUGACAUCUUUAUUCCAUAAUGAAUAUUGAAAUAAAAAAAGUGACUGAAUUUAAAUUAGGAAUUUUAUUGUAUAUUGAUUGUCUCCGUGAUGUAUUUUAUUUAUCAGUUGUAUUAAAUUUAUUUUUAUAUCAAUUCUGACAUAAUAAAUAACUUUCUUUUAAUUUAUGUUAUGACUAUUUUUGUUCAACAAUCACCAUUAAUCCUUAUUAGUUUAUUAGUAAAUGCAUUCAUUAAGAUAAACUAAAAAUAUAGAAUAUUUUAAUUGUAUACACUUCCUAUUGAAGUUUGUUAUUCUAUAGAAUAUCAAAUUAAACACUUUGCCAGUAGCAUAAAUACUAUCCACAGAUUUUAAGCUGACUUUCUACUGUAUUUUUUUUUUCUUUGUCUACUAGAUAUGAAAUUUGAUUAUAAAAGUAUAUAAAUUAAAUAGUAGUAAAUGAAUUGAUGAUUAAGUGAUUUUCUAAAAUACAAUAUUUUAUGCUAUAUGCAGGAAUGAACAGUAUUUAAGAUAAGUAUCUUAGAUACAUUUCAACCCUUAACAUUUUUUAACUGUAUGUAUCUGUAUGUAUGUAUAUAAAGAUACUUUUUUCUAUGAUGUAUCUUGUAUAUUUUUUUUUUGUGUGUGUGUGUGUGUAAAGAUAAAGAUACAAAUAAAAAUACAUUUUUCUAAAUUAGUCUUAUGUCAUUUCCAUAGCUGACUGAUGGAUUUACAAAAUUAGUGAAAAUAUGUUUUGUAAACUAAUUUUUAAGAUUCUGCAUUUCCUAGUUAAGUAAUAAUUAUUGUUGGAUUUGUUUUAAAAAAAUAUAUUAACAUAUAAAAUUGUUAACACAGAUUAUGGUGUAUUUCAUUAUUUGUAUCUUAUAUCUAAAGGUUAAAAAAAUAAAAGUGUCUAGUAAAUUUUUGAAAAUGUUUAAUUUAUCUAGUAUCUUGUAUCUUAUAUUUUGAAGUAUUUUGGCUUUAUGGAACUUUUACAACAUAAAUAUAUAAUAUACAAACUACCAGACUAAAACUACUUUUGAAAGUUUCGGGCUGCUAGUUACAGGAUUAAUAAAUUGUUAUUAUUAUUUUUAUAUAUUUAUGUAUUAUGUAUAUAAAUAUGAUAGAGUAAAAUUCUUAAGCCUGGUAAGAAUUUAGUCACAAAUCAUAUGGGUUAUGUUCUUCAUCAUCCUCUACCUAACAUUUCAUACUUUUCACUACAUGGUUUUUACCAGUUGAAUGUCGUUUAAAAAUCUCAAGGUUCUUUUCUUAAUCUAAUAUUUGCUAACUCUAUAGCUCUAUCUGUGCCAUGAGCCCAUGAUCUGCUGUUCCUCCUAAUGCUUAGUAUCCCUCCCCUAUCUCCUCUUGAUUUCAAUUGAUCAUAUUAUCUUAUCACAUGCCCUUGUCUAAAGAUUAUUCUCAAGCUGACUAUAACUGCAUAACUCACUUCUUUAAUUCAGUUAAUUGAGAACUCACUUUCUCUGUCUAUAACGCCAAUGAUGCCAUGGAAAUGCUUGUUGAUGUCAUUCACUCCUCUAAUUACUUUAUUCAUCAUUAGGUUACUGAUCAUCCUUUUGUUUCUUCUGCCUGGUUCAUUGUAAGGUGAGGUUCUGAGCUUAAACAUCUUUUUUAGUAAAUAUUAUUCUCACUCCAUAUUCAAAUCCACUGGCCUUUUAUGUGACUCAAAUUUUUUUUUCUCUUCUUUAAGUUCAAUUCAAAUUUUUGUCAAAAGUGUCACUAUAAUUUCAUCUCCUGCACUGAAUAUUGUUUUACAUGCAGUCCUUGUUCUUUUUCUUUUUGGUCCUUCUUACGAAAAUACCAUUCAUCAACACCAAUCCCCUUGCAAGUUAUUUACAAUGGAAUAUAUAAUACCAUCCCAAUUGAUACAGCUAAAGUCUAGAUAACCAUUUCUAAUGUUUCCAAGUUUUCGGCCUCUUUUUAAUCUGAGGUCUGUUGGACCUGAUGGUUUCCAGGGUCACUAUCUUUUCACUUUCACCAAUGUUCUUGCUUGGCCUCUUUCGCUCGUGUUUAGUAAAUCCCUUCAAGCUGGUAUUUUCCCAACUGCCUUUAAACUUAGUUUUGUUUUUAAAAUGGGGUAAUCCAAGAAAUGUGUCUAACUACUGGCCUAUUAAUAUUCUCCCACAUCUUUUUAAAUUUUUUGAAUCUAUCAUCCUUACUUACAUUUGUCCAUUUCUUAACAAUCAUGUUAUUGCGAACAGCAUGGCUUUUGGCUUGGCCGCUCAAUGACUUCAAUAUACAAUGUGGUCUUUACUAGCUAUGUCUGUGAUUUCUUCUCUUCAUAUUGUCAAGUAGAUGUAAAUGAUGUAAAGAUGUAAUGAUGGUGUUAUUUAUACUGAUUUUGCCAAAUCUUUUAACAAGGUUGAUUACACAUUAAUAAUUUUAUCAGUAAUGUUACAUUACUGAUCAAUUUGCUCAACCUCUUAGGAAUUCUACCUCACUGACCAUGUACUAUUUGUCUUUGUUUUGUGUUUCUCUUCUAAUGUCUUUUCUUCUUCUUUUAGUGUCCCCUACACACUUUCUUUUUGCUCGUUUUGAUAACUCUGUGUCUUCUCUUUAUAUAUAUAUAUAUAUAACUAUUUACAAUGGUCUAGAAAAUGGUAAAUCUAUACACUAGUAUGCAAAGUAUAGGACAAAUUGGUGCAGCCUUUUCAUUAGCUAUUUUGGUGUGACAGUUUCGGCGCUAGCAAUGUCAGCACGAGGUUAUUUCUGCACGGCAUGUUUUACUUUUAUGACCAGAUCUAUGUAUUUAUUAAAAAGAAAUAAUUCUAUAUGGUAUAUAACAAUAAUAAUACAUAAGGUAUAAUUGUUUAAUUUCCUGUAUCAUUAUAAAACAAAUUAAAUAAAAACAUUUUGUAUGAUUAAAAUUAAAUUUGUCAAAUACGUAUAUAAAAAUAUCUUGUACAAAAAUGUUACAACUACGAUUUGACAGUAUAAUAUUAGACAUUUUAUUCGGAUGAACACAACACUUUAAAUUUUAGUUAUGAACUAACUGAUUGGCUGGAUAAUACAUUGACUGACUAUUUUAUUUGAUUUAUCUUAAUUGCAUAAUUGCUUACUAGGGGUAUUUAAUAUUUCUUUAAUAAUUGAUAAAAAAAGGAUAUAUCUAAUAGCUAUUACUAAAUUCACUAUAAAUAAAUGUAUAAAUUGUAUAUAAUCACCACCUUGAAAUUACUCACGCCAAAAUGGCUGCUCCAAAAUAUCCGAUUUUCUUUAGCGUAUUUAUGUUUUAUACAUCUAUGAUUGGGCAUUUGUUUUAUGAUUAAUUUUAAAACUAUUUAAACAUAUGGCGAAAUAAACAGUAUUUAAAAAUAAUAAAAAUAUUUAAGUCAUAAAAAUAAAAAUACUCUAGAAUCACAAAAAUGCAUGUGAGUACACUAUUAUUAUAGUGUUGCUACCAUGAAGUGAUUCAUUUUAAAAUCUAUUUAUUUUCUAAGAUUAUUUAUCCUUAAAUAAAUAUUUAGCUUGAACUUUAUCGACAAUUAAAAUAUUGGCAAGCCCUUCGCCAGGACUUGGAAAGAGUUCGUUUACUUUGUGAACUUAUACGUAAAAGAGAACGUCUGAAAAAAGAGAAUAUCAAAGUGUAAGCAUUAAAUAUUAUUUUUUCCUUUAAGUUCUUAUAAUAACAUACAUUUUAUUUAAAGACAUGAACAAUAUACUUUAAAAUCGCUGUGGCCAUUCCAUGCUUUUUUACAUACAGUAUUACAACAGUUGAUUUCAAAAGAUACUGGUCAAAUAUUUAUUGAACCUGUUGAUCAAAAUGAAGUGCCUGAUUAUGGAGAUAUUGUGAAACAUCCAAUGGAUUUACAAACCAUGGAAUCAAAAAUAAAGAAAUUUGAAUAUGAUAGUCUUGAAGCAUUUGAAACUGAUUUCAAUUUGAUGAUAUCUAAUUGUUUGGCAUACAACUCAAAAGAAACCAUAUUUUAUAAGGCUGGUAUAAAAAUGAGAGAUCAAGUGAGUUCAUUCAUAUCAUAAUACUAUAUGUAAGUAUUUAAAUUUAUAAAAAUAAUAUUUUUAGGGUGGAACAGUUUUAAGAACUGCCAAACGAGAUCUUAAGGCUUUGGAAUUAGAUCCUAUUUCAAUGACUAUAGCUGAAAACAAAUCAGAAUUUUCUAAAACAACAGCUAAAAAUCUUAAUAACAAAACAAAUGAAGAUCUCAAAGAUGACAAAGGUAUAGAGUUUGAUGAUGAAUUAAAAGAGAUAUGUAAUCCGUCUAAUACUAUGGGUGAUGAUGAUCGUAUGUGUAAGCUUUUACAAUUAGCUGAUAAGUGUCGAGGUGGCCGACAAACUAAAAGAGCUCGUUUGAUAAAAACAGAAUUAACUAAACUUAGAGCCAAAAUUGAUAUGGAAGGGAGAAAAUCUGAAAAUGGUAAAUUUAUAAAUGUUUAAUAAAAUAAUUUCUAAAUAGUAAAUUGUUUUCAUAUUUUUAGAUGAAGUUGAAGAUGUUGAUGAGUCAAAAAAAAUUGAAGUUGAAAGAACUAGUUUAAAGAGAAAUGUUAAAAAGAAAAAUGAACAACCAAAUGAGAAUUUUGUUUUUAAAAAACCAGAAACUCCAUCAAAAUUAACAUCUCCAGUAAUGUAAGAAUUCAAGUAACAAAUUUCUAAAAUAACAGUAUAAUACUUUUAUUUUUUAUGUUUUACAUUUUUUUUGUUGUUCUUUAUUAUAAAAAAAUUAUUAAUAUCAUGUAUUUAUUCAUAUAGAACACCUAGGGUUUCUUUGCGUAAGAAAUCAUCAACAGAUCCAUUAGUUACAUCUCCUGUUAUUAGACGUACAAGACAAUCAACUAAUCUUGAAAGUUUCAAAGCAUACAGAUCAAGUGAGUUUUUAUGAUAUUUUAUAAACUCAUUAUUUAUUAUAUGCAUACAACUAAAUGACAACUGGGUUUGUAAACAAAUUUGAAAUAUUUAAUGAAUCAUUUUCUAUUUUAAACUUAGCUUAAUUUUUUAAUGUUUUUAAAUAAUUUUAAAAUAUUUAUAUUACGAGUAUUUUAUUUUCCCUGUGGGAUGGGAUCAGAAUACUUCCACACUACCUUUACUUGUUGUUAGAGGUGACAAAUGGGGUUAUGUUAGACAGCUAGCUGGUGAAGUAGUGUGAAACAGUAAGAAUUUUAAUGAAAAUAAAAGUAAGAGAAAAGAAGUGAAGAAGAAGACCAAAAAAGAGUUGGUUGGUUGAGAUUGAAAAUGAUAUGAGAACAGCAGAUAUAUGUGAGGUGAAAAUCUGGUCAAGUGGAAAUUUAGAAGAAGGGUGGCAAACUCCAAAUAGUUGGAAUGAUUGUGAAAGUGAAGAAGAAAAUUGAUUUAGUAUUUUAGUAAUAUUUAGAAAUUUUAAAUAUUUUUAUGAGUUACUUAUUAAGUAAGAAAAAUAGUUUUUAAAUAACUAAUAACACUUACGAUGUUAAAUACUUUAAUCUUUAUUUUAAUUUAUAUUUUUAAAAAAGAGCUGAUACUGCUAAUUGUUAUGUCAUUAUUGUAUGUGAGAAGUUGUAUAGAUUGGGUAUAUAAAGUUAUUUAAUUUACAUCUGUAAUGUAAUGAUAAAUCACUGCUAACAAAAUAUGAUUUUGAACAAAGUUUGUCUGUCUGUGUUUUGAAAUGCCAUAAUUUUUAUGAUUUUCUUCAAAAAAGUUAAUAUAAGUAUUCUGUGAAAAUAAGUCACUAUAAUAUUAUUUUUAACUGAGUUACAAAAUAAUAAUAAUUGUUAUUUCCAUACACUUUUUCGGUUUUUCCCUUUUAUUAAAAAAAUUACAAGGAAAAUCAAAAAACAGCUUCCCCAUUAAAAGCACUAAUUACAAAGAUAAAAUUAUUUACUUGAAUUUUGGAUCAAAAUUUCUAGUAGAAAAACUAAAUCAAAAGUUUUGAAAUUAAUUUGUUUGUUUUUCAUACAGGUACGUUUUUUUAAAUAAUUAUUAUAAAAACUGCUGAAAAACACAUAAAAUGAGACCCAAAUAGAUCCAAGAUGCUACAAAACAGCUUUACUGACAUUUUUUGAUUGGAGCACCAUUUCUGUUGUAAAAGUUAUUAAUAGACAGACAAAAAAAAUAAACACUUAUAAUGUAAAACCAAUAUAUUCCUCACUGCACUCAGAAUUUAAAAUAUUGUUUGUUUAUAUUAUAUACUCUGUGUAAACAUCAUGAGGUGGCCAUUCUAUAAUUUUCUAAGUUGUUUUCAUAAUAUUUGUAAAAAAUUUAUAGGGAAAACCGAAAAAUGUACAGCAAUAUAAUGUUCAUUAUUUUUCCAGAAUUUAUAAGAAAUCUUGCUUCGGAUUUCAAGAGUAGCAUAUUUUCUUAAAAAAAAGUAAUUAUUUUCUUAUUAACUUGGGGGGGGGGGGAAACGGGAAAAUUUACAAAUAUAAUGGUUGCUUUUGUUGUUAUUUGAAUAAAAAUAAUUGUAAAAAAACUUGACAUUUUUACAGAAUACUAAUCUAAUAUUGGGCUGUUCUAGUCAUGGUAAAGUUUUCUGGCCAUUUUUGAAUACUUUUUAGCUAUUAUACAUUUUCGAGUUUUUCAGUAGAUAAAAUGGUUUGUACUAAUCAUACAUUUUUGAACAUUUUAUGAGGUUCAUUAUUGGUUGUAUUUUGGUUUGUGAUAAAAACAAAAAGAAACUGAAAAUAAGUUAAAAUUUUAACAAAAAUCUUGAAAAUGACUGAAUUUCAAAACAUGUUUAGCUUAAACUUUGCUCAGAAACGUAUUUCAUCAUAAAUGAUUUAUUGUUGAACAAAAUAUAUAUAUAUAUGUAUACAGUGGAUUCCACUUAAUGUGAGCACAUUGGGACAAGUUACUUUUGCUCAUAUUAGGUGUUUGCCCAUUCAGACUAAGUAUCGUUAUUUAUUAAAAUCGGGACUAGACUAUUAUGUCCAUAUUAGAUGGUUGCCCACAUUCACUGGUGACCACAUUAAGUGGAAACCGCUGUAUAUAUAUAAUAGGGUGGUCCAAAUAUAUAUAGGAUUGAAAUUUUCUUGAGAAAUUAAAAAUGAGUACCCACCCUAUAUUUUUAAUUGCUAUGAAAAAAUAAUUUUGUGAAAAUAGGGAUUCGAUAACUCAUCCCUUUCCUGUACCGAAAUAGAGUUGAAUUAUGACAUAAGGGUGUUGUUUUUAAAUUUCUUUUAAUUAUUUCUAAUUAUUUUAGAUAAGUUUAUAUUUUGUUUAUUUAUAAACAGGAUACAACAAAAUAGGUUUUAUUUCAUUAUAAUAUUCAAUCUUUAGCUGAUUUUUAAAAAAUAAAAUUUGUUUUCAAAAACUGAAAAACAACCCCUUUAUUCAAGUUUUUUCAAUUAUUUAGAAAAAUAAAGCAUUUAGUGAAAAAAUUUUAAGUUUUAAAUUAUACAAAAUACUUUUAUAAUAAAUUCUAUUAAAAAAAUGAUCUAAUAAAAAAUUCUAUAUCAUAGAUUCUAAUCAUAUUUCAUAUAAAAAAAGUGGACAUAAUGAAAACAUUUUUAUUUUUUAAAAAUUUGUUUAAGAUAGAAUGUUAUAAUGAAAUAGGACCUAUUUUGCUGUAUUUUUUUAUAUAAAUAAAUAAAUAAAAAAUAAAAAAUAAAAAAUUUAAUUAUACAAAUACUUCAAAAUUAAUAGAAAAAAAAAAACUGAAAAACAACACCUUUGUGUCACAAUUCAACCCUAUUCAGCAAAGGAAGGGGAUGAGUAAUUGAGUUAGUAUUUUCAAACAGUAAUUUUUUCAAAAAAUGGUGGGAGAGGUACUUAUAUUGAAUUUUGUAAGAAAGUUUUUUUGGGUCCCCUAGUUAUAUACAUAAUUAAAUAACUAUUUAUAGUACGUUCCCAACCUCCUACUUAUAACAGUGAUAACAUCUGUAUCAAUUUUCUCUUUUUUGCUUAGAUAACUUAAAAUAUUUGAUAUUUUAUUAGUUUAAAUUUUUUUUAGGUAAGAAAACUGAUACAGAAGAUGAUUCUCCAUCAGAUGAAGAAUCAAGCUACUUGGAUUCUGGUUCUGAUUCUGGUAGUAGUAGUAACAGUAGUAGUAGUAGUAGUAGUGGGAGUGGAUCAUCUUCCCAUGGUGGUAGUUCUUCAUCAGGGAGUUCAUCAGAUUCGGAAUCAGAAAAAGAACAAAAGAAAAGAGAAAAAAAAGAUGAAUUUGCUCAAUUACAAUUGGUUUGGGCUAAGUGUAGAGGAUAUCCAUGGUAUCCUGCAUUGGUAAGAUAAGUAAAAAAAACAGUAUUAAAUGUAUUGCUAAUCAUUUUCUUUCAGAUAAUUGAUCCAAAUAUGCCACCAGGACAUUUGCAUAAUGGUAUACCGGUUCCAAAUCCCCCAUCAGAAGUUUUAAAUUUAUUAAGUAAUUACAAAGAACUUGUGUAUUUAGUAUUAUUUUUUGAUUCAAAACGUACAUGGUAAGUUAGUUUGUAAUAGCUAUAUAAUAAUUAUUUUUGUAUAAGCCUAAACAUUUUAAUUGAUUUUAUUAGGCAAUGGUUACCACGUGAUAAACUGGAGCCACUUGGUGUUACUCAGGAGCUAGAUGACAUUAAGCUAACACAGUCAAAAAAACCAACAGACCGUAAAUCAGUUCGCAAAGCCUAUAUGGAAGCUCUUGUUUACAAGACUGAUCCAAUAAUACCAUCUUCUAAUUUAAGGCGUUCAAGUAGAACAUAAUAUUAAUUUUAACUUUGUUCACUGACAAAUAAUUUUAAAUUAAAUUAAAAUUUUUUUUUUUAGUAAUAGAUAAUUACUACUUAUAUUUAUAAAUGUAUUUGAUCUAGGUACUUAUAAUUAGUAUUAUAUUGAUUUCAAUAAUUUAAGUAAAAUUAUAUUUAUUCGACCAUUUAAUUUUAGAAAAUGUUGCUAAUUCACAUUAGUGAAUUUAAUUAUUAUAUAGUACAUUUACUGUAUGGAACAUUAAUUGUAAUAGGUGUACAGAUUUUAACUUAUUAAAUACACAAUAUACUAUAGUGUUUAUAUUAUGUUAUACUAGGUUGACCAAAAACCAUGUCACUAUGAUUUUAUAUAGGAGCGGUUGACUCCAGUGGCGUUUCAGGAUUUUUCAAAGGAAACUUGGAAGUAUUAUUUGCAUAUAAAUUAUCUCCUUUCCGUAUAUUAUACCAAAAAUGACACAAAUUAAUUUUUAUCGAUUAUUUAACUGACAAAUUAUUUGUUUCCAAUACUUCUUACAUUGCUGAAUUUGGCAUGAAAAACUAAAUAAUUUUGUUAUAAGGUACUUUUAUCUAGCGGUAAAAUUGUGUACUAUAAUUUAUAAAAUAAAUGAAAACAGAUAAAUAUGAUACAC